UCUCAAUUUGAACCAAGUCUUGUGAAUUCUUCCUAUAAAUAAUUUGAACCAUAGUUUGCGCUUAGCUCUUUGAAUUCAACCUCUCUGAGCAUUUUCAGACAUGGGUGGCUCCCAGCAAGCGCAGCAUUCCUCCUGCGAAACCCCAAUUUCCAUCGUCACAGAAACAGGGUAUUCUCCGGAGAUAUACAGAGUUUGCUUGCCCCCAAGACACACCGCUCUCCAGAAACUCAAACACCGCCUCUCUGAGAUUUUCUUCCCCGACGAUCCCUUCUUCCAUUUCAAAAACCAAACUCCCCUCACAAAAUCCCUUCUGGGUCUCCAAUACUUCUUCCCAAUCCUCCAAUGGCUACCCACUUACAGCUUCACCCUGUUUAGAUCUGAUCUCAUCUCCGGCCUCACCAUUGCAAGCUUGGCCAUUCCUCAGGGAAUUAGUUAUGCCAAGCUUGCAAAUUUGCCUCCUAUGAUAGGACUUUAUUCGAGUUUUGUGCCACCAUUGAUGUAUUCUGCUCUUGGUAGUUCCAGACACCUAGCUGUUGGUCCAGUCUCAAUAGCAUCUCUUGUCAUGGGCACAAUGCUAAGUGAAGUGGUCUCUUUUACUGAGCAAAGUGACCUCUAUCUUAAACUUGCUUUCUCUGCUACCUUCUUUGCUGGUGUAUUUCAAGCUUCUCUGGGUUUGUUCAGGUUAGGCUUUAUUAUUGAUUUCCUUUCAAAGGCAACUUUGGUGGGCUUCAUGGCCGGAGCUGCAGUCAUUGUGUCCCUGCAACAGCUCAAAGGCUUGCUCGGGAUCACUCACUUCACCAGCAAGAUGCAGAUCAUUCCUGUAAUGUCCUCAGUCAUCAGUCAAAGAAAAGAGUGGUCAUGGCAGACCAUUGUGAUGGGCUUCAGUUUUCUGGCAUUUCUACUAACAGCUAGGCAGAUUAGCAUCAAGAAACCGAGGCUUUUCUGGAUUUCAGCUGCGGCUCCAUUAACUUCUGUUAUUCUAUCAACUCUUUUGCUCUUUCUCCUCAAAUCCAAAAUUUAUAAGAUUUCUAAAAUUGGUGAAUUACCAGAAGGUCUGAACCCACCUUCUGCAAACAAGCUUCAAUUUGAUGGCCCUUACCUACAUCUUGCUGUCAAAACAGGAAUAAUAACUGGGAUCUUGUCUCUCACUGAGGGAAUUGCAGUGGGAAGAACUUUUGCUUCUUUGCAAAACUAUCAAGUUGAUGGAAACAAAGAAAUGAUGGCAAUUGGUUUUAUGAACUUGGUGGGUUCUUGCUCUUCAUGCUACGUUACAACAGGGUCGUUUUCUCGGUCGGCUGUGAACUACAACGCUGGAGCUAAGUCAGCCCUUUCGAACAUAGUGAUGGCAAUGGCCGUGCUUGUGACCCUGCUGUUUCUCAUGCCACUUUUUUAUUAUACUCCUAAUGUGAUCUUAGCAGCAAUUAUCAUAACAGCUGUAAUUGGGCUAAUCGACUAUGAGGCUGCUUUUCGAUUGUGGAAGGUCGACAAGCUUGAUUUCUUGGCUUGUUUAUGCUCUUUUUUUGGUGUUCUAUUCAUCUCUGUGCAGAUGGGCCUUGCCAUUGCAGUUGGAGUUUCAGUAUUUAAGAUAAUCCUGCAUGUCACAAGGCCAAACAUUGUGAUACUGGGGAACAUUCCAGGCACUCAAAUAUACCGAAGUUCCGAACGUUAUGAGGAUGCUUCAAGAGUUCCUUCCUUCCUCAUGCUAGCCAUUGAAUCUCCCAUUUAUUUCACAAAUUCAACUUAUCUCCAAGACAGGAUAUUAAGAUGGGUUAGGGAGGAGCAAGACAGAAUCAAAACCGAAGCAAUUUUGAAAUGUGUAAUUUUAGACAUGACAGCAGUAACAGCCAUAGACACCAGUGGCAUCGAUGCUGUAUAUGAACUUAGAAAGACAUUAAACAAAAGAUCACUUCAGCUUAUUUUGGUGAAUCCAGUGGCUUCGGUGAUGGAAAAGCUCCAUCGCUCAAAAAUCCUUGACUUAUUUCUACCAAAAGAACUAUAUCUGACAAUUGGAGAAGCCGUUGCUGACAUUUCAACCUCAUGGAAGCCUUAAUUACACUAUUAAUGAUGUACAGUAUGCUUGAAAUUGGCAUUUGCCAACUUCAAAUAAUCAACAGUUCAGAUGCUGGCAAGAUUUUGGUAACCCUUGUUUGAUUAGGGUAGAAAGAGCUUUAAUUUCUACAACUCCUUGAACUAGUUAUAUAUUGUAUUAAAUGCACCUCUGGGUAUCAUGAAAAUUUACAGGACGGAGAGGCCUUCCUUCAA
Molecule: messenger RNA, 2262 nt
Organism: Malania oleifera
Lineage: Eukaryota; Viridiplantae; Streptophyta; Magnoliopsida; Santalales; Ximeniaceae
Product: probable sulfate transporter 3.4
Exons: 13
Coding region: 101-2050 (649 amino acids)
Biological process (GO): transmembrane transport
Cellular component (GO): membrane
Molecular function (GO): secondary active sulfate transmembrane transporter activity
Source: RefSeq, a predicted model, not a curated record